UUACAUUUAGUUUUGUCUUUCAUCAUCGAUGGUUUCGUAGAUCAAACGUCUUCAAAGGGACAAAUAUACAAAUAUAACUUCACCUCCUGGGCACUGCUGAGGUGCCCUUGAGCAAGGCACCGUACCCCCCCAAUUGCUCAUAGGGCGCUUUUCCUGGGGGCUUCCCAUCACUCUACCAUCUCUCUCCAAAAUAUGCAUGUCUUUGAGCCCUGUGUGUGUGUGGGAUUGUGGGUUAAUGCAUGUAUUAAAUGAAAAACAUGAGUGUAAAAAGAAUUUCCCCUUGUGGGAUCAAUAAAGGAAGUUUAAGUUUUAAGAAUCAAACCGCUUGUGAUCACAAACCUCACAACAGACACAGUGUCCGCGUGUACACCUGUGUACGCUACGUGUAUAGUCACCAGGUGGGACUCCACGUUCACAGUCUCGAUCACACCUGAACAACAACAGAGGUGUGUCACCCCCCCCCACCUGAUCGGAGCCCCGCCCUCUACUGUCCACGAUGACGCAUGACAACAAUUUACCUGCCGGUCACGUGGGCGGAGGACUGAACUCUUUAUAACACUUUAAUAUUAGUAAAUAAUAAACAUGUCUGUGUUAAUCACUGACGGCCGCUGGAGCUCUUGAAGCCCGCAGACAUGUCAGGAUGUCGGCGUGCACCACCACCACCAUCACCGCCGCCGCCGCCACCACCACCGCCGCUGCUGCGGGUCGCUCCGUGCACUACCCCGGCGACCCGUGCGGCGAUGGCGAGGAAACCCCGUUGACGUUGCACUGCUUUUUCAUGCCGCCCAGCCUGCUGCAGGAAACAAAGGGUGUUAAAUGACUGAGUCCAUGCUUCCUGCUGCAAACCUACUCCUCACCUGUGUCCUUCCAUCAUCUCUCAGGUGUCAUGGAUGAUGAGGACGAUCGCCAUCUUCUGGAUAUUUUAGGAGAUGUGGAUGCAUUGAAUGACUAUCUCCAUGGCAACAACAGCAAGUCUAUUGAGGAGGAUGAUGUGACGAAUGCAGCUUAUGGAUCUGAUGGAUCCUUCUUUGCUGGUGACACAGCUGGCUCCAACACUGGCCUCAAGGAUGGCUCUUCCUCAAUGGGUGGGUUCGGCGCCGAUUCAGCCGGGGCAGGCCUCCAGCUCUCCAGCAGCCUUUCAUUCAUCGAGGAUGAAUUGGUGACCGGGAACUCCUCUGGCGGCGUGGACCUCGGGGGGGAGGACCAGCCCUUUGACAUCCUGCAGAAGUCCCUCCUGGAGGCGGACAUCACGGAGCACACACUAGCCCAGGAGGCCUUACUGGACUCCCAGCCCGCUCCCACUCUAGUGCAGGCGCCUGUUCCCUUCCAGUCCCAGCUGGUCUCUGGGGGUUAUGGAGGGGGAGUGGGUAUGGUUACCACGGCAACAGCUGCUUUCCCAACAGGUCAGUUCUUGCAGGGAGUGUCCCAGCUACCCAAUGGAUCCGCCCAGCACAUCCAGGUGUUGGGAUCCUUUGGGGGAAGUGGGGGGGUGAUGACUCUGAGCAGUUUGGAGAGAACUCCUCAGAUUGUGUUGAGGCCGGGGGCCCCUGUAGCUGCUUCAGGGGCCACAACAGGGGGGCAGGUGUUUGCCCCGACUCAAGGGCAAGUUGGCCUACCUUUCAAAAACAUCCCCCUUCAAAACAUCAUCAUCCAGAGAGGCCCCGGAGGGACCCAGACUCUUGUCAGACCUAUCCAACCUAAACCACUUCAAGCUGGGGCGCAGACCGUCUACAGCCUGGGUCUUCAGCCCACUUCCACCACCAUGGCUAAUGCUAACGCUGCUACUCCUGGGGGGCAAUACACAGCCAAUGGCUCCAUUGUAGUACAAACGCCCCUGGAGCAGCAACAAGCGCAGGCACAGACGAACUUACAACCUGGACAGUACUUGCUCCCCAGCUCUUUGGCCCUCACUCAGGGCAGCAACAUCCACAACGGCCCCACCGACCCCAACUCAAAUGCCCUAAUUACCAGUCAGAAUGCGGUGCAGAUAGUGGCAGGACAGAACUUCACCGCACCACAGAGGGGUCAGUUUAUUCUGAAUCAGGGAGUAGUCAACGCGGGUCAGGUUGGAGCGUGUGUGACCCAAACAUGGACAGGAGUAACUUGUUCGACCACAGGUCCUGUGCAGACAUCAUGUGCCCCUGGGCGUCUGACCCUGGUUGGCUCAGCGUCGGCUGGGGUCGUUGGUCAAGCCCAAGUGUCAGCAAGCCCAGUGCAGCGCCUCCUAGUCACUCAAACCCAGAACUGCACGUCCCUGUCCCCUUUACCUGGAGCAGUGACGCAGGACCAAGACUUCAGACAGAAUUCCUCAUCACCUGCCCUCAAACAGACACAGCCCAGUAACAUUCAUGUCAUGAGAACCAUGACGCAAGAUUCAACGCUUAACUCUCAGGUCAGCGCACAGAAGAGGCCUGCCCAUCCCCCACUUACAAGAGAAGGAAUGAUUUUACAGCGGCUGGGGAAGGAUCACGUCGGAGUUCAGACCCUAGAUCGACGUAAUUUCACUUCAAUCAGCGACGCGCUGCAAAGACUCCUCCCUUACCACGUGUUCCAGGGGGCGCCGCCCAGCCAGGAAGAGUUCUCACAGGUGGAUGAGGAAUUUGAGGUCGUAGCGACUCAGGUGCUGAAGAGGACCCAGGCCAUGGUGAACAAAUACAGACGACUGCUACUGGUGGAAGCUGAGCGCUCAAGUCCGUCAUCGGAGAUGGUGAUGAUUGACAGGACCUUCAACCAAGAGGAACGCAGCAACCUCACGCAAGACAAGCGCAUGGUACUAGUGGAUCCAGACAGCUUUUUGGAAGACUUCUGCUGUGGCAUGAAAUCCAAACUUUUCCAAGAACCGGCCCCUCCUCCGUCCAGCUGGAACCAGUCAGACAGUGGCUCCACGGAGCCGCCGUACAGGACAGACUCGCAGCCCGGCUUUGGAGAUCCGGGAGGGGGCGGGGCUGCAGGAGCUGGUGCGGCAGACAGACUCCCCCCUCUACACUUAGAAAACAAGAGCGUCCUUGAACUGAAGAGAUCCCAGCAGCGCUUUGUGCCCAGCGGCGGCAGCAGCAACAACAGCCUCGCCGCUGCCAACAGCUGUCCUGAAGGUAACACCUCGCCUUUGGCAGCAAAGUCAGGAGGACAGACGCACUACCAGGGUUCACACCAACUGUCCUCCCACCCGGUCCCGCCCCAGUUCCCCCCUCGGCUCACGUCACCCCCACACCCUGAAACGGACUCUGCUCUUGAGGCGGCGGUCAACAGCAUCUUGGAAUGUUAAGACUGAAGCUUCUUAUCAUCCCCAGUGAAUGAUUUUGUCUUUUUAUAUGUGUCUAUAUGUUUAUUUUUUUAUUUUUAAUCUCUCCUGUUGAAAUAUUUGUUAUCUGCCCCACAACAAAUCCCUGUGUGAAGAGAGGUCAACUCUUCUUUCAGGUUCCGGGUCUUUGUGACAUGAUCGGCCCUGUAGCAUUUGUUUAAUUUGUUUUUACAUUUCAUUUUUUUGUUUUGAAGCAUGACGACAUGAGGAGUGGAGGUGGAUACAGGCACUUAUAUAUAUAUAUACCUAUGAAGACCCGGGAGUGUGUGCAAUGCAAUGGACUAAGAGAAAAUGAUCUUUAUUUUCAAUUUACGGUAACUUGAAUAUAAAGCUGCUUUCAGACAUGAUCUCUUGAAACUCGAAGGUGCUGCAUGUGAGAGCGCAGAUGUCGGGGGUCAGUUUUUCCCUGUGAAAGGCAAAAUGUCCGGAGAACAUGUCUGGAAACAGUUCAGGAGUGUUCCUCUCUUCACACACAGACACACAUGCCAUAUAUAUAUUUAGUGCCAGCUGAUUACCCACAGUACCUAUGCUGAAAAAACCCAGGAUGUGGGGAAUGAUGACAGUGCCUAAUUUUAGGUUUUUCCUUUUUUUUUUUUUUAAGUGUUUACAUGAAGAAGUUGCAUUAAGAAUUCACUCGUUUCCUUCCUAUGUCACAAAAACACCCAAUGAACACGUGGUUCGGUAGAUUCUUUAAGGUUCGAUCAGCGGAGAAACGUUCACUUCGACAAAUUGCACUAAACGUACUGUUGCUUUUUUCAGGAACUGUAAGAACAUGAGUCGAUCUCCAGCGUGCGCUCAGCUAAACAGAAUGUGAACAGAACCAAAAUGAGUUUGCCUGCUUUCAGCUGCCUGCAACAAGGAUGACCUCUGACUCCCACUAGAAACCAGUCUGACAUGUUUUACUGUUCUCAAAAAUGCUUCUUUUCUUUUCUUUUCUUUUCAUUUCAUUUCUUUACUCCUUGUGCUUAAGUCACAUUUUCUUUGGCUUUUUUUUCUUUUGUACCUUAAAGGUAUGCAAGCCCCGACACAGACAAAUCUCCAUUUCAACCACCUCUAUCAUUUCACGGUGUAUUUUGUGUCAGGGGAGAUUAGUCCUCAGAUUGAGGAAGAUAUGUUACAUCCUGUUUAUCUUUUUUAUUUAGAUUUUUUUAUUUUCCUAAUUAUUAGAAAAUUUGACUGUUCUGCUCGUUGCAAUGAUUCUGACGCCGUCGUUAUGUUAAAUCACCUUGAAGUGUAAUGAUUGUAUGUUUGUCUGCCUUCUGCAUUUUAUUUUGUAUUGAUCAUAUCUAUGCUUGAAUACCAUGACAUCUCGAUCAGAUUUGUACGUUGAUCUGCAAACGUGCUCACUGAUCCGUCACUACAUUCUCAUGUAGUUUGAUUUCCACACCCCUGAUUUUAGGUGUUGGCUCACACCUCCUGGAUGUUUCUCUCACUCGCCAGUCUUUUGUUAACAUGCAUUUUCCCUCUCAGCAGAUCAACCAAAAUUUACCAGGAGAAAGUGUGGUCGUCCAGAAUCGUCCUCAGAUUUGUAUUUCUUUGUCCAGGAGUGAAACAACAUUAAUUCCCAUUAAUGUUGAGGAUUUUUUAGUUUUCAUUUAGUUAUUAGAGCCAAAACUUAACUGACUGUGAUAUUUCAUUCUGACUAAGAUUUAAUCCUAAACAAUGAUUUUUUUUGGAGCAACAAUCUUUUGUGUUAACGUCCACAGAAAUCGGUGCAAAGCAAGAAAAGGCGAUUUGUCUGCCAAACCCAACACAGGACCAAAGCUUAGGUUUAACCUACAGUGUUUUACUGCCCCUGGGGUUGAUUCUGGAUCACACCACCUUCCUCUUAUAACCUGUCUGUGAAAUAUGAUUGCCAGUAAGCUACACUGCAGACUGAAGGCCUUUUUAUACGGGGUGAUGAAGAACUCAUUUGUCAUCGUCUUCUUUUUGUGUCUGUGUGUGUUUGAGUGCCAGUGGCUGUUGCAGGAGUAGCUGCAAGAUGUUGUGCCUCUACAGCACGUAGUUUUAGACCUGCACAAAAUAGGGACGUGUCCAGCGACUGUCGGUGAAACAUUGUGUGACCUGGACACAUAUCAGUGUCCGAGGGCCCGGCAGGAACAUUACCGCGUCUUCUCCUCUAUUUUCAGUGGGGAUUUGUUUUUCUGCCUCCAUUUUCACUGUCGUUCUGUCUCACUUGAUUUGUGUAGUUUGUUGUUUUGUACAAAAAAUUGAAAAGUGGAACACAAAAUAUUUAUAAUUUUGUAUGGAGAAAAAUAAGAAUGUAAAGAAACAACACAUGAGAAAAUGGAAAUUAUUUUUUAUUGUGUUUGCCAAGAAGCAGCUUCAGAAAAAAAAUAAGAAAAUUACAAAAAUACUGUCAUUUCUUCAUUUGUAGCUCGUGUGUGUCCACUACAGCAGCGAGGGGAGUCAACAAUAAAUUCAUUUUGAAUACAA
Messenger RNA from Paralichthys olivaceus (Japanese flounder), 5737 nucleotides. RefSeq names its product BICRA like chromatin remodeling complex associated protein (gene bicral). The record is from RefSeq and is a predicted model, not a curated record. Gene Ontology annotation, biological process: positive regulation of DNA-templated transcription. NCBI's taxonomy places the organism in Eukaryota, Metazoa, Chordata, Actinopteri, Pleuronectiformes, Paralichthyidae. Gene Ontology annotation, cellular component: SWI/SNF complex.